AUGGAUCCCGAGUCGCAACUGACCAGCCCCGAGCCAGAUUUGGCCGAGGCUGACAGCUCCGCCAGCAGAAGGAAAUCGGGCCGCGCGACACGGAAACCGGAAUUGUUCUCCCAAAAAUUCAGCUCACAGAAUGGCGCGACGCCUGGAAAACGCAAGCGCAACACAACUGGUGAUGAGAACGAUGAGGAUGAUGAUAGCGAAAGCCAUGCCGAGGACAUUGAUGACGCGUCGGAGUCUGAAGGCGACGUGUCCAAUGAUGAGCCCGAUGAAGAAGAGUUGCGAGAGAAGAAACGAGCGGCGCGCCGGGCGUCCGCAAAGAAGGCCGCUUCCGGGUCGAAGCCAAAAACGAAGUCUCGUGCGGCGAAAAAGCCCAGAUUUGUCGAAAAUGGAACCGGUAAUCAAUUGGCAUUCCGUCCCGCCCCUAGUGGGAGGAAAGUGGUGUCGCGUCCCCGGAAGCCUAAGGUGCGGCCUAGCCUGGCUGCUGGCGAACGGGGUCUUUAUGCGGAGGUCUUCGGGAAAGGCCGCAAUGCCGACACGACCGCCGCGGAUUGGCUCACCCGCUACCAGAAGGACCAAUCCAUCGCCAUGCGGGACAUGGUCAAUUUCAUUCUCCGGUGUACCGGUACUGAUCUCGAAGUGAGCGCCGCCGAUAUUGAAGAUCCCGAUCAUAGCCCGGACCGCAUCGUGGAUUUGCAAAAUCUGUACCAUGCCGAAGGCAUCUCCGAAUAUCCUCUCAUCUCAAAAGCGAAGAAGUACCGAGCGUUGCAACCCGUUCUCGCCGAAUUCUUCAAUUCUUUGAUCCAGACCUUGCACCAUUCGUCCGUCUUGUAUGAUGACGAAAAGCUCUAUGAAAACCUGCAAAUUUGGAUCUCGGCCAUGUCGACCUCCCACUGUCGCCCCUUUAGGCACACCGCCACCGUUGUCGCCGUGAAUAUCAUGAAUGCCAUGUGUGAUGUUGCCCGCGAGUUGAUGACUUCCAUUUCCACGUCCCGAAAACAGCUCGAAAGCGAGAGGAGAAAGAAGACGGUGAAUAAGGGCAGGGCUGACGCGAUCGAGACCGCUGUUCAAGAGGGUGAGAAGAAGCUGGAGACAAUCGAUGACUACCUGAAGGACGGGGUCAACAUUGUAUUCGUCCAUCGCUAUCGGGACGUCGACCCCAAGAUUCGUUCUGAGUGCAUGGCGGCUCUGGGCCAGUGGAUGCGCAGCUACCGGGAAUACUUCUUUGAAGGCCAAUUCCUUCGGUACUUUGGAUGGAUCUUAUCGGACCCAGUUCCCCACACUCGUUCCGUAGUUGUCGCUCAGAUUCGGAGUCUAUUCGACAACAAGGACAACGUGGCUGGUAUUCGGUCGUUCAUCGAGCGUUUCCGCCAACGCAUCGUCGAGAUGGCUGCAAACGACGCUGACGUCGGGGUGCGCGCAUCCGCAAUUGAACUGUUGGACCUCAUCCGAGACGCAGGGCUGGUUGAGCCUGCCGAUGUGGACGUUGUCGGGAGACUCAUCUUCGACUCGGAGCCCCGAGUUCGAAAGACAGCGGGUCGUUUCUUCGUCGCUAGCGUGCAGGAUGUAUUUGAGUCUACGCUUGAGGAACUUGGAGAGGAGGCGAGCGAAAUGUUUGCCGACGAAGAUGAGGAGGACUUCGAAUCCCCAAAGCAAUCCUGGAUCAAGUUCAAGUGCUUGGUUGAUACUCUCCAAGCCUACGACGAGCAAGAAAACGAGUCAAAGCCUGAUCGACCUAUCUUCGCCUCGAGGGAUGUUCUGUCAGGCGCUUCACUUGACUCGCGAUUUGUCCUUGCCACUGAGGCCAUCUAUCCCUAUUUUACAGAGCUUGGCCAGUGGCAGUCAUUGGCAGGUUAUCUUCUUUAUGAUCACUCUCAGAUUGCCGACGACUCUGCGGAUAAUGAUACUGCGAGUGCCGUCAAGCGGUUGUACAAAAUCCAGGAGGGGCAAGAAAUGAUCCUUUUGGAGGUGCUCUGCAGUGCGGUGAAAUUGCGGGUGCUCGAAGUCGCCAAAUCUGAUAUUGACAAGCGAGGCCGAAAAGUGAAGACCUUGACCGAUAGGAUGCCAGAACUACAGGAAGAAAUCGCCCACAGCCUUGCGCAGAUCAUCCCUCAACUCCUGAAUAAAUUCGGCUCCGUGCCAGAAGCUGCCUCGGCCGUCUUGCGACUCGAACACCUCGUGGACCUGGACAAGAUCCAGGAUCUGCAAAGAGAUGCCACCGCCUAUACCUCUUUACUGAAUGAUAUCAACAAGCAGUUCCUGACACAUUCCGACCAGGAUGUACUGGCUGAGGCUAGCGUUGCCUUCCUUCAUGCAAAGAGCUCCGACGAUAUGCGGGAUGCGCUGGAAAGCAAGGUGCAAGAAUUGUGGGAUGAUAUGAUCGACACGCUAGGAACGUUGUCUCGUAAGAAGGAUGUUGUGGAGGGCAGUUCACUGUCUGCCUCAACCCUUAAUGAGCUUACCAACACGGUGACCAGAAUUUCGAACCUUGCGAGUGUGACUGACUGCACCGCGGCUCUAGAAGCCACGCCGGCCACCAAGUCUAAAGGGAAAAAGAAGGAUGCUGCAGAGGCGCCAUUCAACAUUCUCACGCACCUCGUAGAACGAGGACUGCGCGAUGACGAGGAAGACGAGGAUUCGGCCAAGGCAGAGACUGAGUUGACCAUCAACAGUAUGCGGACCCUGCUUUUCUAUUUCAUGUGGAAGGUCCAAGGUCUAGUCACGGUCCUUGCUACCGGGAAGGCGUCGUUGAAUACUGCCUACUUCGAAACAUUGACGAAAAGCCGGGAGACAUUCGUUUCAAUCCUCGUUGCUAUCAUGCGGCAACGCUCAGGCUUGGACGACGUCCGUUUCGCAGCAACCACCACCCUCCUGGACUUACAAACGCUGUUCGGUACGCUCCGACACGCCGGGCAGGGCGUGGGUAACGACGAGGAGGUCAUCUUCCAAACCCAAGGUUUGGUGCAUGAAGUCGACGCGAAUACCCAGUCACUCAUCGCCAAAGUCCACGGGAUCGCCGAACGGAAUUAUGCCAAACUAAUCCGUCUUCCCCUCGAACCUGCCGAGGACGACGCCCCCGAGUCUGACUCCGACCUCGAAAAGGAGCCAUCGGACGACGAAGAGACAGGCUCUGAAGGGGAAUCACCGUCCACCCAACGCCUGCGGUCGUCAAUCAUCGCAGAGCAGCGUCUUUGCGAACUGACAGGCAAGAUAGUUCUGGCUAUCAUCGGGCGCAUUCUGGACGGUUCCGGAUCCCAGCGGGGCCAGCUGAAACAGCGUCUGAUCAGACACAAGUCCCACUUGGGCCACAACUACCGCGAGGUCCUCUCCUUCCUCGAGGAACGCAAGCCAAACGCCGCUGCCGCAUCGCGGUCCAAGAGCAAGCAGCCCGCACGGGGCGGGUCCAAGGGCGCUGGCAAGAACGACCACAAAUCCACCGAACGGGUUGAAGACGACGAUGAUGAGGAUGAGGAGGAGACUCGUCACCGCGCGGACGAAGAUGACGAGGAAGAACUCCGAGCGCGGGGCCUCAUCGAAGACAACGAGAUUGACCAGGAGAAUGACCAGGAGGACGAAAAUCCCCGGACGCCUGAACCGGACGAGGACGACGUGAUGGGUGAUUGA
Messenger RNA from Aspergillus campestris IBT 28561, 3621 nucleotides. Its product is annotated as cohesin subunit IRR1. Gene Ontology annotation, cellular component: nucleus; chromatin; cohesin complex. The transcript is spliced from 2 exons. Gene Ontology annotation, biological process: sister chromatid cohesion. Bases 1 to 3621 code for a protein of 1206 amino acids. Gene Ontology annotation, molecular function: chromatin binding. Lineage: Eukaryota; Fungi; Ascomycota; Eurotiomycetes; Eurotiales; Aspergillaceae. The record is from RefSeq and is a predicted model, not a curated record.